GUCCCGAACUCCCACCCCGCCCUCCUCCUUUCUUUCGCUUGGGAAGACAACCACGCCAACAUAUCACUCUCCCAAGCCAGCAGACAACGCUUUAAUGCAAAGCAGAGACUUCGUCAACUCCAGCACCUCAGCUUUCUCUUUCUUCGACGUUCUUUCUUCCGGUCAGGCGGACGAUCCAUCGCGCGGACGCCCCCUCCCAGCCCCCAUCGAAACUGGACAGCGCGCGAAGGAGAUCGAUGGACUCCCAGCCUCUGAACCACAAGGCGCAUCUCUCUUCCCCUCGGCGAACACGGCUGAUCCCUGUCGCACGAGCAGCGAUGUCCAGUCCGCAUCCUUCACCGAAGGCGAGGACCUCACCCACUCCCCCGCCGCCAUGUUUCUCUCCUCCUUUAGUCCCAUGGCAAACACCACCACCCACCUCGCGCCAGACGCGGAGGGCGCCACUGUCGGCGGCUACACCCUCGGCGGCGUCAUCGGUUACGGCGGCUUCUCCACCAUCCGCAAGGCCUUCUCGCGCUCGGGCUCCCUCGUCGCGAUCAAGAUCGUGCGCCGGGACGACAUCCAGCGCCAGCAGAACCCGGAGCAGGCGCGGCGGCUGCUCAGCAGGGAGGCGGAGACGUGGGCCUCGCUGUCGCAUGAACACGUGCUCCCUCUGUUCUCCGUUGAGCGCACCGCGUCAGCAGAUUUCUUCAUCACAGCCUUCUGCCCCGCAGGCUCGCUCUUUGACAUCCUCAAGCGCGACGGGCAUCCGGCGCUCCCCCAGGACGACGCGGGCGUCAUGUUCAGGCAGGUCGUGCGCGGUCUCCGCUAUUUGCACGAGACGGCGCGGCUUGUCCACCGAGACAUGAAGCUCGAGAACGUGCUUGUGGAUGAGAUGGGGGUGUGCCGCAUCACCGACUUUGGGUCUGCGCGCCACAUAAGUGAACCCCUCCGCUCCGAAGAGGACGAGGACGAAAACACUCGUCCGAACAUACCCAGCACGGCGAAGCCGGGACUGGUCCACCGCACGUCCUCGCUUGCCUACCCCACCGCCAAGCAGACACCGCUUCACCUGUCACUCAAGCGCCACCAAGGGCCUCGUUCGCACCGCAACUCUACCGCUUCAGGUGGCCGCGGCAUGGCUGCUGUCUUCGCAGACGGCUCCCUCCCCUACGCAGCGCCUGAGCUCCUACUCCCUCCUCCCUCAGGCGUACCUCCCGUAGCCGAUCCUGCUCAAGACAUAUGGGCCGUCGGCGUCAUGCUCUACGCCAUGCUAGCCGGGCGUCUGCCGUUCACGGACCAAUUUGAGCCACGGCUGCAGAUGAAGAUUAUCCACGGCACCUACACUAUGCCCUCGGGGAUUGGGUCGCGCGCAGAACGCGUGAUCCAAGGGUGUUUGGAGCGAUCUAUUGACGCCCGUUGGACGGUUGCUACGCUCGACGAAGACGCAUGGGGCGUAGGCUGGGGCGAAGAGGAGGGAGACGACGGCCGAGUCGGCACCGACAUCGAUGAGCGCGAACGCGGCUACGAAGCUGAGCAUAUUCGUCGCCGGACGCCCUCUCUAGAUCGCUCCGGCCGAUCCUCGCGCGCGCGUCACCGCACGCCGUCGCCUCGUCCUGCGCGAGCGACGACGAUUCCCGAGGAGCAGGAGGUGUACUACGCGCCGACAUUCCUGGACUCUCCGACAUCGUCGACCUUCAGUCGGCAGUUGCGGGACAGUGAUUUGCGGCAGAUGCAGCGCGAGAGGUCUUUAUCCCCGACGCCAAUCCGAGAGCGUGGUCGGCGGGGCGAGGUCGGCGCAACGCGCGUGAGCGAGUUGAGUAGAAGCCGGCCGCGAGACCUGGAUGUGGACAACCCACCCUCGACUCCUGAUAUCGGCACCGAUGUAGACCAAAGUCCACGGGAUAGCAGCCGGCGGCGCAGCGUUAGCCGUGCCCGUGGGUCAAGCCGUACGCGCGAUAUCGGGCAUCCCUUCAUCACACGCGACAUCAGCUCUUCGCGCUCGCCACCGCCACCAAUGGGCCUCUCGAGCUCUUUCUGCAGCGCCCUGUCAGGUCUUACUCGCUCCUCGUCCAUCUCCUCCGGGAGUCUUCCUCGCUCGCACUCUCGGGGCCGCUGGGGCGGACGCGAGCAGGUCUUGUCUGGUGCGUCGCCCGAGCAGGUCUUUGAGCAGGCUACGGGCGAAGUGUACGUGGGGUCGGAGUCUAUGAGCUUGACGGACCGCCUGCUGAGCGUGGAGGAGGACGCGGAGGCGGAGUUCCCGAAGCGGGGGCGGAGGAAGAUGUCGCCCUUUGCGCCCUACCGGCGCCCGUCAGUGGACAGCAUCGAUGGCGAGGGGAGGAGGGGUAGUAGCGCGUCGUCUAGGCGGAACGGGAGGAGCCUGUCGAGGCGAGAUGUCAGCGUGUCGGGGCGGGACACCAGCAGCGCCUCUAGGCGGGAUGCUAGUAAUGCUUCAAAGCAUGAGGUGGAGGUCAAGCAAGAACCGUUGCGUCGUGCGGAGAGCGUCCCGGCGGCGGAGGCCUGGGCGCGUGCGAUUGGAAGUACGGUGAAGGACGUUUGCGCGCUUGCGACGCCGGGCUCGCGGAGCAGGAGCCUGUGCGCGGAGAAGCAGGGUGCUGGGGCGGCGCGUUGAAAUCGUCAAGCAACGCGCACCUCUUCUGCGCGGUUGUGCGCAGUGCUACUGUCCAAAAGUGUCUGUUGGCGCCUAUCUCUGUUCGUCCCAUGCCUUUUCUUUGUGCCAUAUUUGGUUUGGUUUUUAUGGUUCACAUUUUCAUAGUGGGCCGUCCAUUGUCUUCAUAACCAGUUCCCUAACUCAUGUUCCUCCCUCUUCAUCUUUCGUUGUUCCUACGUAUCUCUCAUUACUCACUCUCAUAAUCCUGUCACCCCCCUCUCCUCGCUCUUCCCUGUUGUACCUUUUCCCUCUCUUCCUCUCUUCGCCUCUCCUCCCCUCUCCUCCCGCUCCGCAUCGUAAAUUAUGUUGACACGCACGCUUCCACCAUUGUAUAGUUACUCGACCUUAUACCUUGUGAUUGUCACGGGCUUUACGACUAGCAUCUUUCCUCGAGUGUCUUGGGUCGCGUCUGACGCACGGUCGUCGCGAUGAUUGGACGUAGUGCUUGCAUACCAGAUUGUAUUACCACCAUAUGAUCGCAGUGCUUUGUUUACGAGGAAGGUAUGAAUGGAAGUUCCGCAAGAGCUCGACGAUCG
Schizophyllum commune H4-8 is the source of this 3186-nucleotide messenger RNA. RefSeq lists its product as uncharacterized. Gene Ontology annotation, molecular function: ATP binding; protein serine/threonine kinase activity; tau-protein kinase activity. The record is from RefSeq and is a predicted model, not a curated record. Gene Ontology annotation, cellular component: cytoplasm. Gene Ontology annotation, biological process: microtubule cytoskeleton organization; protein phosphorylation; intracellular signal transduction. The coding region runs from base 95 to 2611 and encodes 838 amino acids. Lineage: Eukaryota; Fungi; Basidiomycota; Agaricomycetes; Agaricales; Schizophyllaceae. The transcript is spliced from 2 exons.